AUGCCCGAGACACAUCUCUCCCACGAUGAGUUCUUCAACAAGCUCGGCGACCUCUUCACAGCUCGCAAAGGCAAAGACCACGGCUCGGUUUUCCUGAGCCAGAAACGAGUUGUUCACGGAUCCAGUGCCCCUGUGCCAACGGUCGAGGAUCCUUUGGCGGAUCUGAAAGACCCAGCAGACGGAGCUUCCUUCCCCGUCAUUGUCCGCGCCACCAAUGGGAAGUCCGGCGACGACAGGAAAGCCGGCAGGAGGGUGAAGCUGGCUACCGUUGUUCAGUCGGGUGACCUGGAUGCCUUCUACGCACGUUAUGCCGAGAUCUGCAAGGCCGGUAUGCUCGCGCUCAAGCCCAGGAUUCGGACAAAGCGCAAGGCCAAGUCCAAGAAGAAGAAGACCACGGCUUGA
Diaporthe citri is the source of this 402-nucleotide messenger RNA. RefSeq lists its product as uncharacterized. The record is from RefSeq and is a predicted model, not a curated record. The transcript is spliced from 3 exons. Gene Ontology annotation, molecular function: endoplasmic reticulum signal sequence receptor activity; 7S RNA binding. The coding region runs from base 1 to 402 and encodes 133 amino acids. Lineage: Eukaryota; Fungi; Ascomycota; Sordariomycetes; Diaporthales; Diaporthaceae. Gene Ontology annotation, biological process: SRP-dependent cotranslational protein targeting to membrane. Gene Ontology annotation, cellular component: signal recognition particle, endoplasmic reticulum targeting.